UUAACCAAGUUAAAAUAUUAUCAAUAUGUCUUCCCCUCACCAAGGCGGCUCUCUCUCCGACAUGGCGCCAAGCGGCACCAGGAUUCCUAACGAUGCAGGCCGCAUGAACACCAUCCCAUCCGUCCCACGCGACGAUCAAAAAGCCGAAGAUGACUCCUUUGAUUAUGCGGGACAGGGUCAGCCGUCUCUCGCCUUUGCCGCAGAUAAUUACACCGAUCUUCCGCGGAGUACGAAAGAUAUGGGCUUUACCGGUGAAGUCAUGACGGGCACUGGGAACACGUUACCAGCCCAGGCUGAGAACGCAGGUAAUGAAAUUGGCGCCAAUUGGCCAGGUGCUAAAGGCCAGACAAGAAGUUUAAAGAGGUCGAAUAAGAACAGGGGGGGUUUUGACAUUCAGGCCGGAGAAGAUGAGGAUGCAGGGCAGUAUAUUGGGGAGCAUGAAGGAAGGAAUGUGGGAGAUUAUUAAAUGAACAUAUCACUUUAUUGGGGAUAGUGUAUGAU
Messenger RNA from Aspergillus nidulans FGSC A4, 501 nucleotides. RefSeq lists its product as uncharacterized. The record is from RefSeq and is a predicted model, not a curated record. The transcript has a single exon. NCBI's taxonomy places the organism in Eukaryota, Fungi, Ascomycota, Eurotiomycetes, Eurotiales, Aspergillaceae. Bases 26 to 466 code for a protein of 146 amino acids.